CUUGGGACUGCUGGAAUGGCAUUCUGGCAUUCUGGCGUUUGCGGCUUCGUUGUGACAUAGCUACGCAUAGCAUUACCUCAACAUGUCAAGCUCUCCACCUGAUCUCGUCUCGCUGGACAAAAAUGACUCUCUUGCGUGGACACGUGAGGAAUUCGAGAUCCCCUCCGCUCGAGCUUGUGGUGCAGACUCGGAUGGAGAAGCGAUCUAUUUCUGUGGUAAUUCAUUGGGACUGUUGAGCAAGAAGGGAAGGAAGCUGUUGAUGGAAGAAGUGGAUGUAUGGGCGACGAGCGGUGUCACUGGACACUUUUCCCAUCCUCAUUCUCGUCCUUGGAAGCAUGUCGAUGCACCUAUCACUCCUCGCCUAGCAGCUCUUAUCGGGGCAAAAGAGGAAGAGGUGGCGCAUACUUCGACAUUGACAAGCAACAUUCACAACCUCUUCACUUCAUUCUACCGUCCGACUAAGCGGAGAUGGAGGAUUGUCAUUGAGCAGGGAAGUUUCCCGUCCGACUGGUAUGCUAUCCACUCUCAUCCACGGAUCCAUUCGGCAGUUCUCAGCCAGGAGCAGAUUGAUAACAGUAUCAUUGCUUUGGCGCCGAGAAAGGGCGAGGAUAUUUUGAGGACAGAGGAUGUUAUCGAAACUAUCCAAAAGCACGGGGAUGAGAUUGCCAUCGUUUGGCUCCCUCUGGUCCAGUACUAUACUGGUCAAUUGCUCGACAUUCCUCCAAUAUCUGCCAAAGCGCACGGGGUUGGCGCUUUGAUAGGUCUGGAUAUGGCUCAUGGCGUUGGAAACGUCGAGACAAAGCUCAACGAGUGGAACAUUGACUUUGCAGUUUGGUGCACAUACAAAUAUCUCAACGCUGGCCCUUCCGGCAUUGGAGGCUUCUACAUUCGCACGGGGCUCGACGAUGGCGACAGAAGACUCGCCGGUUGGUGGGGUAAUGAAUCUGCCACCCGUUUCCAGAUGGCGCCAACAUUCCGUCCGACCCCCGGUGCGAAAGGCUAUCAACAUUCUUGCACGCCUGUGCUCUCCACUAUUCCCGUCCUGGCCACUUUGGAGAUGAUGGAGAAGGCUGGUUUCUCCAACAUGUUGGAGAAGCAGCGUCUCUUGACUGGCGCGAUGGAAUCUCUACUCAAGCAGUCAAAGUUCUACAGACCCGAUGCUCGGGUCGAGACUGAUAUGUCGCUGCCAUCUGGACCUGCGGGUGAGAAGGGAGCCCAGAAAGUCGGUUUCAAGAUCAUCACUCCGGAAUACCCUUGGCGUGGAACGCAACUCUCCUUGUUCAUUAUGCCUCAUCGUGAGAGUGAUGGGGCAGGUCAGGGAUCCAUGCCUAGGAUCUUUCAUCGCAUGAUCAAACGUGGUUUAGUGGGAGACGAACGAGAACCUAGUGUCAUUCGAUUGAGCCCUGUCGUUUUAUACAACACGUUUCAAGAGGUGGGGAGAGCUGUGCAAAUCUUUGAAGAGGCUUUGGAAGCAGAGGUGGAUUGGGAGAUGGGAAGGGAGAAUCAGGGCCACAGGGAGGAUGAUGAUCAUCAUCAUGUUACCGGGGUGGAUGUGGUGAACAAGGGUUGAUGCGUGUGACGUCGUGUUCGUCGACAGUGUUUGUUAUUGUUCGGCGGAAAUGCAACUAGUGAUAUAGCCCU
Molecule: messenger RNA, 1641 nt
Organism: Kockovaella imperatae
Lineage: Eukaryota; Fungi; Basidiomycota; Tremellomycetes; Tremellales; Cuniculitremaceae
Product: kynureninase
Exons: 5
Coding region: 83-1570 (495 amino acids)
Biological process (GO): NAD+ biosynthetic process
Cellular component (GO): cytoplasm
Molecular function (GO): pyridoxal phosphate binding; kynureninase activity
Source: RefSeq, a predicted model, not a curated record